AUGGCGUCUCCCCCUUAUCGCCCAGAGUGCAGCCGGCUGGUCCGGAUCUGCGUUCUCCUGGGGGCCCUGUGGGAAAUUCGGGCUGAACAGAUCCGCUACUCCGUGCCUGAGGAGCUGGAGAAAGGCUCUUUCGUGGGCAACAUCGCCAAGGACCUGGGGCUGGAGCCCCAGGAGCUGGCGGAGCGCGGAGUCCGCAUCGUCUCCAGAGGUAGGACGCAGCUCUUUGCUCUGAACCCGCGGAGCGGCACGUUGGUCACGGCGGGCAGGAUAGAUCGGGAGGAGCUCUGCGACAGAUCUCCGAAGUGUGUGGCAAACCUGGAGAUUCUCCUAGAGGACAAAGUGAAGAUUUUUGGAGUAGAAGUGGAAAUAACAGAUGUUAAUGAUAACGCGCCCACCUUUGGAACAGAGCAGAGGGAAAUAAAAGUUGCUGAAAAUGAAAAUCCUGGGACAAGAUUUCCUCUUCCUGAAGCUUUUGAUCAGGAUGUAGGGAUCAACUCCCUACAGGGUUACCAACUCAGUUAUAAUGGUCACUUCUCCCUGGCCGUGCAAAGCGGGACCGAUGGGAUUAAGUACCCAGAGCUGGUGCUAGAGCGCGCCCUAGAUCGCGAGGAAGAGGCCGUUCACCACCUCGUUCUCACCGCCUUCGACGGAGGCGACCCGGCUCGCUCUGGCACUGCCAGGAUUCAUGUAACACUUGUGGAUACCAAUGAUAAUGCUCCCGUAUUCACUCAGCCCGAGUACCAUGUGAGUGUUCAGGAGAACGUACCUGUGGGCACCCGUCUACUCACCAUAAAAGCUACUGAUCCAGAUGAAGGAGCCAAUGGAGAAGUGACGUAUUCUUUCCGGAAAGUGAGAGACAAAAUAUCCCAGCUAUUCCAGCUGAAUUCUCUGAGUGGAGAUAUAACAAUAUUGGGGGAUCUAGAUUAUGAGGACUCUGGAUUCUAUGACAUAGAUGUAGAAGCCCAUGACGGUCCUGGUCUUCGAGCCAGAAGUAAGGUACUGGUGACCAUUCUGGAUGUAAAUGACAACAUUCCAGAAGUCACAGUUACAUCUCUCACCAGCUCAAUCCAAGAAACUUCUUCCCCAGGUACAGUCAUUGCACUUUUCAAUGUGCAUGACAGUGACUCAGGAGAGAAUGGCCUUGUCACAUGUUCUAUUCCAGAUAAUUUGCCAUUCACACUUGAAAAGACCUAUGGAAAUUAUUUUCGGUUACUGACACGCAGAACUCUGGACAGGGAAGAAGUCUCACAAUAUAACAUCACAGUAACUGCCACUGACCAGGGAACUCCACCACUGUCUACAGAAACUCACAUCAUCCUGCAUGUGAUGGACAUCAAUGACAACCCACCAGCCUUCUCUCAUGCCUCCUACUCUGCCUACAUUCCUGAAAACAACCCCAGAGGAGCCUCCAUCAUAUCCAUGACUGCCCAGGACCCUGACAGUGGUGACAAUGCUCGAGUCACUUACUCCCUGGCUGAGGACACUUUCCAGGAUGCACCCUUGUCCUCUUAUGUAUCCAUCAACUCCAACACUGGUGUUCUAUUUGCACUGCGCUCCUUUGACUAUGAGCAGUUUAGAGACCUGCAACUACUGGUGACAGCCAGUGACAGUGGGGACCCACCACUCAGCAGCAAUGUGUCACUGAGCCUGUUUGUGCUGGAUCAGAAUGACAAUGUGCCUGAGAUCCUUUACCCCACCCUACCCACAGAUGGUUCCACUGGCGUGGAGCUGGCACCUCGCUCUGCAGAGCCUGGCUACCUGGUGACAAAGGUGGUGGCAGUGGACAGAGACUCAGGCCAGAAUGCCUGGCUGUCCUACCAACUGCUUAAGGCCAGUGAGCCUGGGCUUUUCACAGUGGGGCUGCACACGGGUGAGGUGCGCACGGCGAGGGCCCUGCUGGACAGAGACACAGUGAAGCAGAGCCUCGUGGUGGCUGUCCAGGACCAUGGCCUCCCCCCUCUCUCAGCCACCGUCUUGCUCACCGUGGCUGUGGCCGACAGCAUCCCUGAUGUCCUGGCCAACUUGGGCAGCCUCAAGCCUUCAGCCAAUCCAGAUGACUCAAGCCUCACACUGUAUCUGGUGGUGGCAGUGGCCACAGUCUCCUGUGUCUUCCUGGCCUUUGUCAUUGUGUUGCUGGCACUCAGGCUACGGCGCUGGCACUCAUCGCGCCUGGGUCAGGCUGCAGAUGGUGGGUUGGUGGGGGUGCCCACCUCACACUUUGUGGGCAUGGAUGGGGUGCAGGCUUUUCUGCAGACUUAUUCCCACGAGGUCUCCCUCACCGCGGACUCAGGGAAGAGUCACCUGAUCUUCCCCCAGCCCAACUACGCGGACACACUGAUCAGCCAGGAGAGUUGUGAGAAAAGUGAUCCUCUUCUUAUAAAUCAAGAUGUACUUGAAAUAAAAGAUCCCAAUCUUCUUCAGGUGAGUUGA
Galeopterus variegatus (Sunda flying lemur) is the source of this 2430-nucleotide messenger RNA. Its product is annotated as protocadherin gamma-A4. NCBI's taxonomy places the organism in Eukaryota, Metazoa, Chordata, Mammalia, Dermoptera, Cynocephalidae. Gene Ontology annotation, cellular component: plasma membrane. The transcript has a single exon. The record is from RefSeq and is a predicted model, not a curated record. Gene Ontology annotation, molecular function: calcium ion binding. Gene Ontology annotation, biological process: homophilic cell-cell adhesion. Bases 1 to 2430 code for a protein of 809 amino acids.